UUUUCGAGUGGUGGCUGGUUUGACCGCAGUCGAACGAGCGAUCAGUCAGAACAGGACAGGUGAUUUCAUUUACAAUUUUGUUUUCCAUCAUGAAAAGGACAGCUAAGCCUUCGGGCGUACAGUUCCGUAAAAGAAGAAAAGCGGAGGAGUAAAAGUCAAAAUGUAAAGUGUUCCCACGCCCAAUUAUGCUGCCAGUGAAUACACAACCCUGACGUGUCAGUGUUAUUCAUCCUUGAGCUUUCAUCAUGACUGGAAGAAUUCUUCUGUUGGGACUCCUGCUCAUCUGUGUAGCUGCAGAUGCAAAGAACAUGGGAUCCCCGAGAAAGCCAUCUUGUCCUGGCACUGAUGGGUUUUUGGCAUGCCCCCUGAACUUUGCUCCCGUGUGUGGUAGCGAUGGAAACACAUACCCAAACGAGUGUACCCUUUGUGUUCACAGACAGACAACAAAGAUGGAUGUUUUGAUUGCUCACAACGAAGCCUGCUGACCUGUUUAGCUGCCCAACAAGUGGAUACCAACAGUGAAAAUGUUUCAAUCUUUAUAAUAAUAAUAAUAAUGAAUAAUAAACGUCUACGGACAACAUAAUUAGGUGAAGAAA
Phyllopteryx taeniolatus (common seadragon) is the source of this 596-nucleotide messenger RNA. RefSeq names its product probable pancreatic secretory proteinase inhibitor. Lineage: Eukaryota; Metazoa; Chordata; Actinopteri; Syngnathiformes; Syngnathidae. The record is from RefSeq and is a predicted model, not a curated record. Gene Ontology annotation, molecular function: protein binding; serine-type endopeptidase inhibitor activity. The transcript is spliced from 5 exons. The coding region runs from base 246 to 485 and encodes 79 amino acids.